This is a messenger RNA of Hyaloperonospora brassicae, 1695 nucleotides long. NCBI's taxonomy places the organism in Eukaryota, Oomycota, Peronosporomycetes, Peronosporales, Peronosporaceae. The record is from the annotation of a GenBank genome assembly.
AUGGCGAAUGUAACGGAGCGCCGAAUGCACGCAGAAAUCCACACCUCAUUGGCAAGCGAAGUCGUUGAGACGUCGAACCGGAACGCGCUGCUCCGUGAUUGGGUCGAAGAGCGCGUGCAGGAGAAUCACCCGCGCUCGGGCGUGCACAAUGUCGGGACCCUCGUGCGCAAUUGGGACGAAGACUGGGUGGGCCCGAGCUUGGACGAAGAAGAGGCGCGUCGGCUGUGGUACACGCCCGUGUUUUGUCCGCACCCACUGGACUUUUCCAACUUCGGUCAGCGCAAGAACAAUCCUUACGCACUAAUGGGGCCGUUCGCGGGCGACAAUGUGUGGCAGAACGUGCUCAUCUGUAUCGUCGCUGACGGCCGCGAGAAGGUCAAUGACAAGAUGCUCGAGCACUUGGAGUCUACCGGCUUGUACGAUAAAGGCCUCUUGACCAUCAAUAGCGCCGGCAUUGACACGCAAUGUCAUUUGUUCGAGCACACGCUGCAGAUCUCGGUGGAUGGCAAGCGUCUCUUGCCUAUUCAGACGGUGUUCGCUCUCAAGGAGCACAAGUCGAGCAAACUGGACUCGCACCGGUGGUACUUUGACGCGCUCGCCGAGCAGGUGCAGCCGGAGUAUACGGCUGUGAUGGACGUUGGCACGAUGUUGACGAAGUCUGCGCUCUAUCACGUGCUCUUUGCGAUGGAGCGCAAUCAACAGAUUGGUGGAGCUUGUGGACAUCUGACGGUGGACGAAGCGUUCGAAAAUCUGAGCAAUUGGGUCGUUUCAGCGCAGCAUUUCGAGUACAAGAUCUCGAAUAUCCUGGACAAGUCGCUGGAGAGUUGUUUUGGCUUCAUUAGUGUGUUACCAGGAGCGUUCUCUGCUUAUCGCCACGAAGCUAUUCGAGGAGCUCCACUGGAUGCGUACUUUCAGACGCUCAACGUUGAUUUGGAUGUUCUGGGACCUUUUCUCGGCAACAUGUACCUCGCUGAAGACAGGAUGUUGUCGUUUGAAGUUGUGGCACGGAAAGACUGCAGCUGGACGAUGCACUACGUCAUGGACUCGAUCACUCGUACAGACGUCCCGCACAAUCUUGUCGGUCUGAUCUCGCAGCGAAAGCGCUGGCUCAAUGGCGCGUUCUUCGCCACGCUCUUCUGUAUUCGGAAUUGGGGUCGUAUCUACCUGGAGGGCUCACAUUCGUUCCCGAGGAAGAUGGCGUUCCUGGUGUUGUAUCUAUAUCAUCUACUAUACACAGUGUUCGGCUUCUUCCUGCCAGCGAAUCUGUACCUGGCGUUAUUCUUCAUCGUGUUCCAGGGCUUUCAGCAAAACAGUCUCGAGUUUGUCGACACUUCUGGCUACUCGCAAACUGUACUGGACUGUGCCGUGUACAUGUACAACUUCGCGUACCUAUUCGGUCUGCUGAUGCUCAUCAUUAUCGGGCUAGGCAACAACCCGAAGCACAUGAAGCUCACGUACUAUUUCCUGGGCGCUGUAUUCGGUGUCAUGAUGAUGCUCUCGUCGCUCGUGGGCGUCGGCAUCUUCUUUUCAUCGCCAGCAACUAUCCAGUCGAUAGCUGUGUCGAUCCUUACAGUCAGAGCGUACUUCAUUGGUCCAGCUCUUUACAGCGAAGUGCACCACAUCGUUAUGAAGUUCAUGCAGUACACCGCCGUUGUAGCGCAGCUACACAGCUUCUUAAGUCAGGGGAAGACUUAA